Molecule: messenger RNA, 2553 nt
Organism: Cantharellus anzutake
Lineage: Eukaryota; Fungi; Basidiomycota; Agaricomycetes; Cantharellales; Hydnaceae
Product: glycoside hydrolase family 3 protein
Exons: 18
Coding region: 152-2449 (765 amino acids)
Biological process (GO): glucan catabolic process
Molecular function (GO): beta-glucosidase activity
Source: RefSeq, a predicted model, not a curated record
AAUCUUUGGAAAUUCUCCUUCUCUCGUACCCUCCCCCAGUUCCUUGCACUCGACCGUCUCUGUCCGAGCAAGGCCCAAGAACUGAUAGGAAGGCUUUCCUUCUCUCAUUUGCCUCUUCACACUCUUUUCCUAUCCUAAACAUCGACCAAUCAUGAACACGUUCUUUUUCGCGCUUUCCAUCGCGUUUGCCAUUCUUUCAACUUCAGUUUUCGCUUUACAUAAGCCUUACUAUCGCCGUGGCCAUCACGGCCCUGCUAGGCUGAAUACUCCUCGAACUGACAGUACGAACCCGCCCGGGAAGUGGGCUGCUGCCACCAACAGGGCGAAGGGCGUCGUGAGCACCCUGUCCACUGAGGAUAAGGUUGCCCUUGCCACUGGUAUUGGGUGGCAGGAAGGGCCAUGCGUUGGAAAUAUUGCUGCCAUUCCAUCUAUCAACUUCCCAGGCCUCUGCUUGCAAGACGGACCUGGUGGUGUUCGGUUUGCAGACCUGAUUAGCGUGUUUCCUGCAGGGAUCAAUGCUGCUGCGACGUUCAAUCGAAACCUCAUCCGUGACCGCGCUCUUGCUCUGGGCGCUGAAUUCAAGGCUAAAGGUGUAAAUGUUGCGCUUGCACCUGGAAUGAAUAUGGUCAGGUCUCCUCGAGCAGGGAGGAACUGGGAAAUGUUCGGAACGGAUCCGUAUCUUGCUGGGGAGGGCAGCUUCGAGACCGUUAUGGGUUUGCAAGCCAAUGGGCUUCAAGCUUGUGCUAAGCAUUUCAUCAACAACGAACAGGAGACCAAUCGUCAAUCAUCAUCUUCAAAUGUGGAUGAUCGCACUACACAUGAGAUCUACCUUCAUCCAUUCUUGAAAGCAGUCCAGGCUGGCGUUGUCUCGGUCAUGUGCUCGUAUAACCAAGUCGAUGAGACUUGGGCUUGCGAGAACGAUCAUAUUUUGAAUGGCCUGCUCAAGACUGAACUUGGGUUCCAAGGUUAUGUUACCACGGAUUGGUGGGUCAAUAUGGAAAAGUACAAAACUCUAGCCGCAAAUCAAGGUCUUGACAUGGUUAUGCCCGGUGCAUCUUUCUACAGCGGCAAUGUCUCUUAUUUCGGCCCCGCUCUCAUCGACGCCGUCAAUUCGGGACAAGUCCCCAGCUCCCGCCUGGACGACAUGGCCACCCGAAUUCUCGCAGCUUUCUAUGUACAAGGUCAAGAUCAGGCUUACCCAGCAGUGAAUUUUGAUAGUUGGAAUCCAGCGAAUGGGCAGCAUGUGGAUGUACGAGGAGACCACGGAAAUUUAAUAAGGAAAAUUGGAGCCGCUAGUACCGUUCUUCUCAAGAAUUCCCGUGGGGCUUUGCCGCUUGGGGAUGGAGUGAAGAGUUUAGCACUUGUGGGGAGCGAUGCUGGGCCUAAUCCUGAUGGACCUAAUAGUUGUGCGGAUCGCUCGUGCAAUAUCGGGAUUCUUGGUAUAGGAUGGGGCAGUGGUACAGCCAACUUUACGUAUCUCGUCGACCCUUUAUCUGCUAUUACUGCCAAAGCCAGAUCUAUCGGUGCCAAUGUUGCGUCCAGUUUAAGUGAUUAUGAUCUUGUUGCCGCGAGAAACGCAUCAAUGGGCAAGGAUGCUGCACUAGUGUUCAUAACGUCCGAUUCAGGAGAGGGCUACCUCACCGUUGAGGGGAACCCGGGGGAUAGGAAUAACCUGUAUGCUUGGCACGGUGGGGAUGCGCUUGUGAACACUGUUGCAGGGGUGAAUAAUAACACGAUCGUGGUUGUGCAUGCUGUUGGAGCCAUUAUCAUGGAGGCAUGGAUUGAUCAUCCUAACGUCACGGCGGUCAUUCAUGCGGGCCUUCAAGGUCAAGAAGCUGGGAACUCCCUCGUCGACAUCCUUUGGGGGGAUGUCAACCCAUCCGGCCGAUUGCCUUACACCAUCGCAAAGUCUCCAUCUGAUUAUAGUGCUGAUAUUGGCCCGAAUCAUGAUGUCGAUUACACCGAGGGGUUGUAUCUUGAUUACAGGUGGUUCGAUAAGCAAAAUAUCUCCCCGAGGUUUCCAUUUGGGUAUGGGCUCAGUUAUACGACGUUCGCUUAUUCUGGGCUAGCUAUUAAUAAGCUUGGAGGCGAUGAUGGUUACGAGGCUCCUACAGGUCCGGGUUCAUCUUUAUCUGGGUGGUUGCAUGACGAUUGGAUCGUAGUAACGUUCGCUGUAAACAAUAUUGGCCCCGUGGACGGGACAGAGAUCCCCCAACUUUAUCUGGCCCCGCCCGACUCGUCCAACUCGCCACCCAAACAACUCCGUGGGUUCGAUAGCGUCUUCAUUCCAAGAUAUGCCUCGAGUCCUGUGAGGAUGUGUUUGAGUCGAUACAGCUUUGCUGUGUGGAAUGCGGCAAAUCAGAGGUGGGAGAUCCCGAGGGGAACGUAUGGUGUUCGGAUUGGGGCCAGUAGCAGGGACGGGAAGCUUUCUGGAUCGAUCGAGAUUUAAGGUACUUGUAGGAGAAUAAUGUGGCGAGGUCCUUGAGCUAUGUUUCUUGAGUCAAAAUAACUUGGCGCGUGUUACGCUAAAUGCAACUUAUAAUUGUUCGCCAU